UAAAAAUGAAUUCAUUUGAAGUAUCUGAAAUCUGUUGAUCUGGAAGAAAUGCGUCUACCUUAUAUAAAAAUACGGAUUAUAAAGAUUGAAAAAAAUAUAAGGACUUCAGUACUUAAAGGGGAAUGAUUUUUACACAAAUUAUUUCAAAGACUUAAUGCAGCAUCAACAAAUACAUUGCUACAAGACAAAUCUGCAAAUAUGGAGACAAUUUUAAAUGACACAGUAUCCUUCACAGCAAACCUUACAGGGAAAUUAAAUGGAAGCAAACCUUACUUUUCAGGAGACUUGAAAUCAGAGCCUUUCUAUGCUCUGGCCAUAGACUUGAUAAGGUAUGUGCUCCCCAUCAUCAUAUUUGUUGGAACAUUUGGAAAUGUAAUGAGUUUUUUGAUCAUGGUACAGAGAGAAAUGAGACAAACCUCUACGUUUUUCUAUUUGGCCACUCUGGCAGUGGCUGACACAGGAGUUCUAUACAUCAGCGCAUUCAAAACCUGGAUUACUGUGCUUACCGGAUAUGAACUUCUACACCAGAGUGAUGCUGCCUGCAAGAUCUUGAUAUUUCUGACCCAUUUCUUUGUCCAUUUUUCUGCCUGGUUGAUUGUGGCUGUUACAGUAGAGCGCUUUUUGGCUGUUUGGUUUCCACUCCGAGCCACAACAAUGUGCAGUUUGGCGAGGGCCAAAUUUGUGACAGUGAUGAUUGCAAUGAUCUUCAUCUUAAUCAACAGUCACAUAUUCUGGACAGCUGAACUGUACUCAUUAUCCAGUGGCCAGGUUAGAUGUGUGUCCUAUGCCUAUCAGAACCUUGUCUGUAAAGUUUUUCCCUGGAUAUAUCUCGUUUUGUACUCCUUCCUCCCUGUGUUAGUUCUGUUUUUAUUCAACACUUUGAUUAUUGUAAGCCUUGUCAAGAACAAACCCUUGUUUCAAGCCAUGACCAAAACUGACCAACAGAUGCGUUAUGAUCACCAAAAACUGGCAAUCUGUUUACUUAUCAUUUCAUUCACUUGGAUUGUCACAACCAUGCCGAGACCACUUUACCGAUUCUUUAUGGAGAAACCAACAACUAUUGAAGAACAAGCAGAGGCAGUCUUUGUCCGAACCCUGUGCUUUAUACUGAUGUACAUUAACCAUGCUGUGAAUUUCUUCAUCUAUGGACUUACAGGGCAGAGAUUUAGGAUGGAGCUGAAGCGUUUUCUGUGCCGUGUUCACCUCAGAAAACAACAGCCCAAACCCAGACUGACCUUUAAGUCCAGUGGGAGUGGUUCGGGCCAGGAAAGCUCUUUUCCUCUGGUCAGCACACCUCAAACUGAGAUGGCCACCUUUGCAUGAAAUACAUUUUUAGUAUUUUCAUAUUUAAAGGUACAAUGUGUUUUUACUGUAUGUGUUAGGAUGCAAUUUUAUCA
Saccostrea cuccullata (small rock oyster) is the source of this 1397-nucleotide messenger RNA. Its product is annotated as thyrotropin-releasing hormone receptor-like. Gene Ontology annotation, cellular component: membrane. The record is from RefSeq and is a predicted model, not a curated record. The coding region runs from base 199 to 1323 and encodes 374 amino acids. NCBI's taxonomy places the organism in Eukaryota, Metazoa, Mollusca, Bivalvia, Ostreida, Ostreidae. The transcript has a single exon. Gene Ontology annotation, biological process: G protein-coupled receptor signaling pathway. Gene Ontology annotation, molecular function: G protein-coupled receptor activity.